Fundulus heteroclitus (mummichog) is the source of this 4100-nucleotide messenger RNA. It is a transcript of the gene plxnc1, whose product is annotated as plexin C1. Gene Ontology annotation, molecular function: semaphorin receptor activity; protein binding. Gene Ontology annotation, cellular component: semaphorin receptor complex. Lineage: Eukaryota; Metazoa; Chordata; Actinopteri; Cyprinodontiformes; Fundulidae. The record is from RefSeq and is a predicted model, not a curated record. Gene Ontology annotation, biological process: negative regulation of cell adhesion; positive regulation of axonogenesis; regulation of cell migration.
CUUGCUGUGGACAAGAACUAUCGACUCACCUGUCCAAAGAUCCUCUACAAAACCAGUGGAGACAAUAAAGGGUUUCCAAAUAUCCUUCUGGAUCCAGUGGAUCAGAAACAUGUGUAUGUCUCGUUUAAAAAGCAGGUCCAGCGUGUUCCAGUGGCAAACUGCAGCACCUACCAAAAUAUGAAGGAUUGUCUUUCAGCUCAGGAUCCACACUGUGUCUGGUGUGUUACUCAAGCAAGCUGCACAUUUAAAGACGACUGCAAAGACGCAGAGUGGUUGUCCAUCCCUGAUCACUCCAACCAGAAAAUUAUUUCCCACAGAGUUAUGGAGGACUCCCCAGGAAACCUGAAAAUAGUCAUUGAGACACACUUGACAAUGGAGGACAAGGUUCGGUCUAACUUUGCCUGUCAGUUCUCUACAUCCUCAACUCCACCUUGUAAAGAACAAGGGCCACAACCACAGUACCCACAAUGCACCUGCAUCCUCAAAGACCCUUUUCCUGCUGACGGUCUUGACAUUACCAUAAACAUCACUCUUGGAAAAACAUUUCUGAAGGAACAAAUAAAGAUGAUCAACUGUUCCAAUAUCCAUGGGCAACCAAGUGUUCACCUGUGUCAGCAGUGUAUCAGAGCUGGAUGUGGAUGGAGAGAGAACAGCUGUUCCUGGGCCACUGAUCCAGCCCAGAACGACAGCAUUUGUUCACAAAUUGACUCUGGGAUGGGCUAUUCUAAACCAGAGAUCUCCUCCAUCGUCCCCAGAGUUGUGUCUGUUCAUGGCAGAAAUGAUGCUCUGUUGACAGGCCUUAACCUCAGAAACGUGACCAGAGUCAGAACUCAGGCAGAAAUGUAUUGUGAUCCUAAGGAAUCUCCUGUGCGGUACAACAAUGGGUCCCAUCUGACGUUCCAUAUUCCCAGCACAGAAAUUAAAGGAACAGUCACAGUUUGUGCUGUCCUUCCAGAUGGAAGCUGCCACGGUAACAUUUCAGUGACCUAUCAGUCAUCACCAAACUGUAUGGAUAUUGUGCCAAGGAGCAGUUGGAGAAGUGGGGGAAGGCAGGUCACUAUUAUUGGGACGCACCUGGAUCUGGUGGAGGAGGUCACAUACACCCACGCCCCAGCAGAAGUCAUACUUCACAGAACCAGCAAUCCUCAGCGUCUCACCUAUGAAACACCUGCAGCCAAAGAUGGUCAGGAUUCCAACCAAGUUUUACUGAAAGUAGUCAAUCAUACGGUGACUUGCCAAAACCUUCCUUACUAUCCUGACCCAGAGUUCACCACCUUCACCGCCGUGAAGGAAGGAAUGGAUAUUCGCAUCUCUAUUCAAAAAAAGGCAGAUGACCUGAAUCUAACAACAGCUGAGUUGUCAGUGGUGGGCACUCAGAAUGGAAAGAAAUAUAACUGUACCCUAAUACCCAAUGAAAGUGGCAACAAUACCUUUAUUUGUGAGAUAAAAGGAUUGCAAAAUGCUAACAUUGAGUUUGUUCAGAUCAAAUACGGAGGUAAAUCUGUACGUCUAAACAAGCAGUCGCUACUACACCUUCUAAUACUGCUCAUCAUCCUCCCGAUACCCAUCGUCCUUGUUGUGGUGCUUGUUGUCUACCGAAAUAAACAGAAGCAGCUGACUGUAAAGAUGAACAGGUUGAUGGAAGACCUGGAGAUGGACAUUAGGAAUGACAUUAGACAAGGCUUUAUAGAUUUGCAGACGGAGAAAGCGGAUCUGAUGGAAAACGUCGGAGCGAUUCCUUUCCUGGACUACAAGCACUUUGCUUCCAGAAUCUUCUUUCCUGAGAACGAUUCGUUGAUCACGCUGUGCAUCAAAGACAUUGGUCAGGAUGUGGAGAAGGUUGAGCUAGAGGAGCAUUGCCAGAUUUUCUCCAAGCUGAUCCAGGACCAGGUCUUUCUCACCACAAUGGUGCACGCUUUAGAGGAGCAGAAAAGCUUCACCAUCAAAGACAAGUGUACAUUUGCAUCUCUGCUCACUGUGGCCCUUCACAGCAACCUGUCGUACCUGACAGAGGUGAUGGAGGUUCUGCUGAAGGAUCUGAUGCAGCAGAACAGCAGCGCUCAACCCAAGCUGCUGCUAAGACGCACAGAGUCUACGGUGGAGAAGCUGCUGACCAACUGGGUGUCAGUCUGCCUCUACGGCUUCCUGCGGGAAAGUGUUGGGCAGCAUCUGUUCCUGCUGGUGAGCGCGCUCACGCAGCAGAUCUCCAAGGGACCGGUGGACUGUGUGACAGAGAAAGCUCUCUACACCCUCAGUGAGGACUGGCUGCUGUGGCAGGCUCAGGACUUCAGCCCCCUGAAGCUGAAGGCGCUGUUUGCCGUAGGCAGUGACGGAGAGGUGAGCGAGCCUCUGGAGGUGGACGCGCUCAGCUGUGACACCGUGGAGCAGCUCAAAGAAAAAAUCCUCAACACCUUCAAAACCAAGUUUGGUUUCCCCUACAACACCGCUGUGAGAGACGUUUACAUCGAAUACGAGAAGGAUGGAUCAUUCACUCCUCUUCAGGAGGUGGACGCCGGCUCUGAGGUGAUUGGGGAGGUGACGAAGCUCAACACGCUCAGGCACUACAAGGUUAAUGAUGGGGCCACAAUUAAAGUACUUUCAAAGAAAACUCACCCACCAGUAAGCCCACAAGGGAGUGUGAAAGAUGAUGAGAACUUCUCCGGGAAAUACUUCCAUUUGAUUGAUCCUGACGUGGUGGAGGACCACGGAAAGAACCCAGAGAGGAAGAAGCUCAAGCUGAAGGAAGUGUACCUGACCAAGCUGCUCUCCACCAAGGUGGCGGUUCAUUCAUACGUGGAGAACCUCUUCAGGUCCAUCUGGGGGACGUCCCAGAGUCGAGCUCCACUCGCCAUCAAAUACUUCUUUGACUUCCUGGACGCUCAGGCAGAGAACAUGAAGAUCACGGACCCAGAUGUCCGACACAUCUGGAAGACCAACAGUUUGCCGCUGCGCUUCUGGAUCAACAUCCUGAAGAACCCGCAGUUUGUCUUCGACAUGGAGAAGACCCCGCAUCUGGACGGCUGCCUGUCCGUUAUCGCCCAGGCCUUCAUGGACUCCUUUUCUCUGAGUGACACCCAACUGGGGAAGCAUGCACCAACCAACAAGCUCCUCUAUGCCAAAGAUAUUCCCAAGUUCAAGCAGGAAGUGAAGGCUUACUACAAACAGAUCAGAGAGCAGUCAGCAGUGACCGAGGCUCAAUUCAAAGACUUCCUGCAGGGAGAGUCCAAGAAACAUGAAGGCGAAUUCAAUGAAGCAGCAGCCCUCAAAGAACUCUACAAAUUCAUACAGCGCUACUUCACAGAGGUCAAGGAGAAGCUGGCCAGCAGCGGCGCCCCCGCCGAGCUGACGGAGCAGCUGCAGCACGUGAAAAACUUGUUUGACGGAAUGAAGAGCUGCUCCUGGAACUGAGCUGUACGCGUCGCCGACCUUAAACCAAAUGAAUGUACAACAGGAGGGGAGGAGACGUCUUCCAAAUCUGCCAUGAGCGUCGCUGAAGUGGCUACGCUUCUCACCUCCUUCAGAACUGAAACACUGUUCCAGAGAUCAGAAGACCCGACGACGACCACGUAGACGAUAAUCAGGGAAUUAUAGUGGCUACCACAGACUUCUGCUGGGUUUUUCUGCUCUAAUGCCUCUGACUUUAGGUGGAAAUUAAACUCUGGGAGCUUUGAGCAGUUAAGGAGACUGCAUAAGUGAACGGAAACCACCAGCACAUCUUCAUCUCAUAAGCUUUAAUAAACAGUAGCAUUAAAUAUCACACACUAGUAUCCAAAAUGGCCCAAAGAAGACACAGAUGAGUCACAAAGCAGACCGAUACCUGAGUCGUUAUGAGAGUAAAAAUAAUCUGUACAUUUCCUGUGCAACUUGCGGUGGUGUAGUGCCUUUUUUGUCAACACCGUCAUAGAAAUGCUUUCCUCCAUGGCUCAGACCAGGGGCCGGCAGCCCGGGCCUUUGAAGCCCUGAGCAGGGCUGUGGACAACAGCAGCCAGAAAUGCUGAUCUGAGGAGAGUUUCUGGGGGUUUUCUGGAAUUUACACACCAGGGUGGCCCUGAAUGGCACAACGGAAAAUAAAUGCUGGUUUAUUUUGUCAUUACAUCAAA